UCUAUUUAAAGUUCAAAGCAGCGCUUGAAAACAAUAAGAAAGAGGGAAGUGUGGCCCUAUCUAAGCCAUUCGACAGGAAUAAUGGCUGUAAAAGAGGCCACAUCCACAUUACCUCACCUUUUGGUCCCCAUUCUUCUCCUGAUUGGAUGGAUUGUAGGCUGCAUCAUAGUGAUUUAUGUUGUCUUCUCCUAGACAGACAAGAAGACAUCAGAUUGACACCAUUCAGAAGAACUAAGAAAAAUUUGAACAUGACUGAUUAUUAAAUGUCUCAUGCUAAAGCACUGCAUUGUUUCAUAAUAUUUUAUAAGUUGGAGAUUUGGUUUGCAA
Jaculus jaculus (lesser Egyptian jerboa) is the source of this 327-nucleotide messenger RNA. RefSeq names its product small transmembrane regulator of ion transport 1 (gene Strit1). Gene Ontology annotation, biological process: regulation of ATPase-coupled calcium transmembrane transporter activity; regulation of slow-twitch skeletal muscle fiber contraction. The record is from RefSeq and is a predicted model, not a curated record. NCBI's taxonomy places the organism in Eukaryota, Metazoa, Chordata, Mammalia, Rodentia, Dipodidae. The coding region runs from base 82 to 192 and encodes 36 amino acids. The transcript has 3 exons.